ACGCAGGCGCACACGCAUCCUAAAUUGACAGGACGACGCUGAGCUGCAUUCCCAUCAUUCUAUGAGCAGACGAGGAUCCCGACACACCGAUAGUGAUCGAACCAACGCCUCUGGAUCAGAAAACCUCUAUUAUAAUCCGAUAGAGUUAUCGCUGUAACCAUGUCCGCCGGAGGAGACUUGGGGAACCCUCUGAGGAAAUUCAAACUGGUCUUUUUAGGAGAACAGAGCGUGGGGAAGACAUCGCUGAUCACCCGGUUUAUGUACGACAGCUUCGACAACACAUAUCAGGCGACCAUUGGGAUUGACUUCUUAUCAAAGACCAUGUACCUGGAGGACCGAACAGUGAGACUGCAGCUGUGGGAUACAGCAGGUCAGGAGCGCUUCAGGAGCCUCAUCCCCAGCUACAUACGGGACUCUACUGUCGCUGUGGUUGUGUAUGACAUUACAAACGUGAACUCGUUCCAGCAGACCUGUAAGUGGAUUGACGACGUUCGAACAGAGAGGGGCAGUGAUGUCAUCAUCAUGUUAGUGGGCAACAAGACAGACCUGGAGGAGAAGAGACAAAUCACUAUUGAAGAGGGAGAACAGAGAGCCAAAGAACUGAACGUGAUGUUCAUCGAAACCAGUGCCAAAACAGGCACCAAUGUCAAACAGCUGUUUCGACGUGUGGCAGCAGCCUUACCUGGGAUGGAGAGCUUGGACGAUGCGAACCCUGAAGGCAUGAUUGACAUUAAGCUGGACAAACCAGCAGAACCCACUGUCCCUGAGGGUGGGUGCUUGUGUUAAUGCAGAGCUGUCGGACAGCUUCCUUCACACCAUAGGCUUGUUGUGUUGCUUCCUACUGGUUAGCUUCCAGUUGACUUUUCUGAUUGGAUAUGGGCUGCGUACCGUAUAUCUGAUUGGACGAAUCAAGUGUUAUUUCAGUCUUCAGUUGUAAAAUAGUGUAUACUUUGUCAAUAUGUAAGUGCCAGAGAAGGAAAAAAAAGAGAAAAAAAAGUUUUAGAAAAUGAAAAAAGGGAGGAAAUGGAGUGAAACUCGAAUUCUUUUCGCCGUUAUGUUUUGUAUUUUUUUAUAUAAAAGGGAAAGCACCAAAAAUGACACGUAAAUUGGGAAAAGUGGGGAAGUCCAUUUCCAAGAUGGCUGCCCUGUCUGAAUAUCUGCAGCACGCAUGCACGCUGAUCUCAAACCUUACAACCCUGGAGUGGCUCGACUAACGUAGAAUGUUUUAUAGCAUAAUAAUAGCAUACUCAUAUCAACAAUGUGUUCCAUUUGAUAUUCCCCACAGGCGUCGAUUUACCAUAGAUUCACCCUUACUUACAGUACUAUAGCUGUGAAAAUAUGUCACUCUCAAUGGGCAACUUUUAUAGAACACCUGUGCUGUGGUAAAUGAAGAAGAAAAAAAGCCAAUGGAAUUUCACAAGCCCUCCCCCUCCCCCUCCCUCUUCCUUCCUCCUUUCCCCUGGUAAUACACAUUAAGCUCCACUGUACUGCACUGCACUGCACUGUAUAUAAUAAUGUAAUAUGUAUGUUAUGAACGUCCCUCGGUAGAAGUGGUCCUUGUUCACUGGUAUGAAUAAUGUAAUAAUGUUUAAUUAUUAAUAAAUGAAAGAUUAAAGGGCUUCACUUUCCUAAACCAUCCACACUUA
Molecule: messenger RNA, 1646 nt
Organism: Oncorhynchus mykiss (rainbow trout)
Lineage: Eukaryota; Metazoa; Chordata; Actinopteri; Salmoniformes; Salmonidae
Product: ras-related protein Rab-6B
Molecular function (GO): GTP binding; GTPase activity
Source: RefSeq, a predicted model, not a curated record